This is a messenger RNA of Effrenium voratum, 642 nucleotides long. The record is from the annotation of a GenBank genome assembly. NCBI's taxonomy places the organism in Eukaryota, Dinophyceae, Suessiales, Symbiodiniaceae.
AUGGACUUUGAUGAACAUGAUCUAGAAGAAGGAGAUGGAGCCUUUAUCGAGAAGGCUCUCUAUGGCAUCACCGCAGCUCUAGCUCUAAGUAAGAGCACGUAUAGAUACUGGCCGAUUUGGUUUGCGAUAGGUGCAGUUCCUGUGGCUGAAGCAGCAGGAGAUGAAGAUCGGAUGCCGGAUCGCAGCUACACCCUGGAGAUCCUGGUAACCGUCACAGCCAUCUUGACCGUGAUAUGCUGGAAGACAUUGGAGAAGUUGCUGAAAGCUUGGUGGACGUGGCGAAAGGAGAGUAGCGAGAAGAAGGUUUGGCGAGAAAAGGAAACCAACCUUGCUGCUGCCAUGAUAGAGAUCAACACGUUGCGAGACAUCCUGAACCGCAAGAUCAAGCAAUGUGACCGCCUGGAGAACUACAUGAGAAACCAUGACAGCGCUGCCCCUUGGAGAAGGAUGACGAACGCGUGCCCGCAUGUGCAGAACCGCAUGGCCUUCAAGAGACGGUGCUGCAAGGACUGCGCCAACUGCGCUGUGAACUUCGAGGAGACGAAGAUCGAGAACAUGGGCCUCUACCGGGCUUAUCUUCAAGAACACCGACAAGUGAGAGCGGAGCGAACAUUUUUACAGUGUGUGAAUCCCACGCACUGA